Molecule: messenger RNA, 775 nt
Organism: Durusdinium trenchii
Lineage: Eukaryota; Dinophyceae; Suessiales; Symbiodiniaceae
Source: the annotation of a GenBank genome assembly
UUGUACCAAGUGCAAGUCCUCACAUAUACAGUCGAUCCUGUCAAGCUUUUCAAGGAGAUGUACCGGGUGCUGAAGCCAGGGGCCAAACUGUCGUUUUUGGACUAUGUGCAGCUGCCUGCCUUCAAUAGCUCGAAUCCAAAUCAUCAAGAGUUCUUGCGGAAGGUCAAGCCCGUCUUGGGAGCAGUAUGGACACCCAAGCCCUCCGACUUCACUGAGCCCCUGAAGAAGGCCGGAUUCCAGAUUCUUUCCAGUGAAGAUGCCAGCGUGGGUGGACACCAGUACCCUUUGAUUGAGAAGGCUGAGACAUUCUUUGUGGCCACGCAAUGGCUGCUCUCCAUGUUGACGAAGAUGCACAUCAUUCCUUCCCACUUCCUCACGCUCUUUGAGCGGCUUACGAAGGAUGGUGAGGCUUUUGUAGAGGCUGACAAGAUGGGGCUCUUUACAACCAGUUGGCAGAUUAUUGCACAGAAGCCAGAACAAGCAAAAAUGUAGCACCCGGACAACUGUGGCUCGCUUGUUUUCACAAGCCUGGUGCCCUGUCGGUGCAAUGUACCAGAAUUGCAUGACCUUCUCAGGACGAUGUUUAUAUUUGGAGUUCUGCACGGCGGCUGAAGACAGAAUUCGUCGAGUUUUCCCCACCAGCCAAUCGCUGCAGAGUUAUAAGUUAUGAUGUUCUGAGACGUAGUUUUUUUUGAGCAACUGUGCACAACGCACAUCAAAGAAACUGUUGGAGAGGGCCGGAAAGAUUUGAGCAACAUGUUCGGCCGCAACAAAA